Messenger RNA from Erpetoichthys calabaricus (reedfish), 1630 nucleotides. RefSeq names its product sideroflexin 3 (gene sfxn3). Gene Ontology annotation, cellular component: mitochondrial inner membrane. The transcript has 11 exons. Gene Ontology annotation, biological process: monoatomic ion transport; serine import into mitochondrion. Bases 147 to 1115 code for a protein of 322 amino acids. Lineage: Eukaryota; Metazoa; Chordata; Cladistia; Polypteriformes; Polypteridae. The record is from RefSeq and is a predicted model, not a curated record. Gene Ontology annotation, molecular function: monoatomic ion transmembrane transporter activity.
AGCUGCCAGUUCCUUGCGGUUUGUAUCAUUGAAGGGUCACGGUUUUCUGUUUUGUAAAUUGUAGUAACGCUUCGGGUUAUAUUAUUAAUAACUGCACUGAAAUAAAAACGAAAGACACAAGACAGCAGAAACCAGCUUUUAGAAGGAUGUCAAGAGACCUGCCAUUGGAUAUUAACAUAAAGGAGCCACAAUGGGAUCAAAGCACAUUUGUUGGACGGGCUAAGCAUUUCUUCACUGUGACGGACCCCAGGAAUGUCUUAUUAUCCAGUGCGGCACUGGAGGAUGCCAGGAGGAUUAUAGUAAAUUAUAGGGCAGGAAUAGUAAGCCCAGGAUUAACAGAAGAUGAGCUGUGGAGAGCCAAAUAUAUUUAUGACUCUGCAUUCCAUCCAGAUACUGGCGAGAAGAUGUUUCUAAUUGGGAGGAUGUCUGCACAAGUUCCAAUGAAUAUGACCAUCACUGGCUGCAUGCUCACUUUCUACAGGACAACUCCAGCUGUGGUCUUCUGGCAGUGGGUAAACCAGUCAUUCAACGCUAUCGUCAAUUACACAAACCGCAGCGGAGAUGCCCCCAUUACUGUGAAUCAACUAGGUGCUGCCUAUGUGAGUGCCACGACAGGAGCAGUUGUCACAGCACUGGGGCUGAAAUCUUUAACCAAGCAUUUACCUGCAAUUAUUGGUCGUUUUGUUCCAUUUGCAGCAGUGGCUGCAGCAAACUGCAUCAACAUUCCUUUUAUGAGGCAAAGAGAACUGAAAUAUGGGAUUCCAGUGACCGAUGAAGAUGGAAAGCGCCUUGGUGAAUCUGCUAAAGCGGCUCAGCAAGCUAUUGCUCAAGUUGUCGUCUCCCGUAUUGGUAUGGCAGUUCCUGCUAUGGCCAUUCCACCUGUCAUUAUGAAUGCACUGGAGAAAAGCGCUUUCCUAAAGCGAUUUCCAGUUUUCAAUGCUCCUAUACAGGUUGGCUUGGUAGGAUUCUGUCUUGUCUUUGCUACUCCACUGUGUUGCGCUCUUUUCCCACAGAAAAGCUCAAUGAAAGUAAGCAGCCUUGAACCAGAACUUCAGGCCCUGAUUCAAGAGAACAGUCCUCAUACACAUACAGUCUAUUUUAAUAAGGGUUUGUAGAUGUCAACCAGAAUUCACACAUGAUGGCAAUUUUAGAGAAGCUUUACUUUUUAUGGUGUCAUAAGAGUAUUGUUUGCUCAAGGUAGGUAUUUGCAAGCAUAAUUCACAAGGUUUUUUAAAACUAUUUUUUCUUCAAUUGUUGAACUUGCACAGCAGGUGUUCUUCUGGUGCAUGUGUCCUUAGAUGGCCUGGAUAUAUUUCAAAUCCUCCUGUUACUUCCACACUAACUUCAUUUACUGGACAGCUUUAAACAUUGGUUGUUGACCUUUGUGGCAUCCUGGGAAAUUACGCACAGAACAAAUAUUUUGUAAUCUAUCAGUGGCUGCUUGAUAGCAAUACAGAAAUAUAUUUAAUAAUGCACAACUGGCAGCCCCAGGCGGUCAGUAUUUCCAAUAUACCAAACCAUGUAGGUGAUAAUUUCAAUAUAUAGAAGUAAUUCUGUAGUUUUAAAAUAUGUUUUAAAUUAUUUGUAAAUUGCCUGGUGCUUAUUUAUAAAAUUCAGGUCAGUGUUUAAA